CAAAAUUACACUGAGCUCCAUCUUUCAAUGUUAUUGCCAGGGGUCUUAAAGUGCAGUUGAAUCUUUGCUACAUAAAAAUGUCAUUCUUUCAUAAGAUUGAUAAUUCAAUGUCAAUUUUUUUAAAAUAGUUGGGGCAUAGGAGGGAUGUGGGAAGAAGCAGGAGAAAGCCCUGAAAAUAUGUUUGCAAGCCCUUCCCACCCAAAAGAUUGCUUUCCCCCUUUUUCAUUACAGGGAUGCAGGUAUAGUGAUCUUCUGAAGGUCCCUAUCCCUGUAACAAUUUAUCUCCGACCUAGCUCUUUUGUCAGGGCGAUCUAGCAGGGAUGUGGGCAUUGUGGGAAGAAGGUAGCUCUGUUCCUAAGCCUGCAAUCCAUCUUUUGCUCCAUCCUACAACCUCUUUCCUCCCUUAAGCUGGGUUGAUUCUGGACAAGGGGCAUAGCAGCCUCCCCAAAGAACUCGAUUUUAACUCAACAAUUGUAAAGAUUUACUACCGUACACCUUUUGUUCAUAGUCCCCAAGCGAAAGAAAGCAGCCAACUCCUUUUUGCUAUUGGCGGUUGAUACAAGGAGGGCGGAAAAGGAAACCGGGGCCUCAGCCAAUCAUUGCACUGAAAUUCUUCCACAUAAGGGACAGCAGCGAUAAUUCUCUGCUCAAGGCUGCGUGGUUUGGGUUGACGUGCUUUCUGCCAGCUCAGUAGUGGCGAGAAAGAACAACCGGAGGUGGGCGAAAGGAGUUUAGUUUUCUCACUGGACCAGGAAGCUUUGAGUCAGCCAGUCUGUCUCAGCCCUUUUCCCUCCCGCAUAACAUUGUUGCUGAAGAUCUUAAAGUAAACAAAAGACCCUCUCUGAGCUUUCAGAGAAAGGCAAUGCCGAAAUUAAAAGUCCCGUGGCUUUUCAUUCUUCCCCGACUGCGAGGAGAAAAAUUCCUUCUGCCUCUUUCGCCGCCUCUUCCCCAAGUCGAAAUGGGGAAACAGGCGAAAACCGAGGCGCUCGUCCUAAGAGGAUGCAGGGUUAGAAAAGCGGCGGCAGCAGCGCUUGCCAGUCUCUCGCCUCCCGAGCUGGCGCUAAAGCAACCCGCCGAGCAGGGGGGAGUAGCGGCGACGGCUUUUUUUCUGCCGCCCCUCACUUGCUCAGCCUUCGCUGCCGCUGAAGCGGACCCUCCGGCCCCUUUCCACAACAAGGGAGAACUCCGUGUGUCCAGAAUCGCGUUUCCCGCUCCCGGCCUCUCUUGGCGGCCUCUGGGAGGUAGCAAAGGAGGAAGGCGGCGCAGUUUCAGGAAGAGGGAGGCGGGGAGGGAGGAAGAGGCGGGCCGCCGUUCCUGCUACCAGGCCGCGGUCCUGGUCGGGCCUUUUGCUGGCGGAGCAAGAAGGGGGGACCGGAGCCCCAAAGGUGGAGAAAAGAGCUGGCUGGUCCCUUCCCAUACAACUUCCCCAAUGUCAGACUCGGCGGCUGCACCGGCGGCUGAGCUCUGAGCGGCGGCUCCCAUCUUUCCCCAUUCAACUCUCCCCUUCCUCUUGAUCUUUUUUUUUUUUUUUCCCCUGCUUGCAGGGGCGCGACUCCCAAACUGCGACCCCGGAAAGACCGCGGCCUGCCCGGUCAAAAAAAAGAAACGGAGAAGGGAGUCCGGGCUCGGUUUCUGCGUGAGUCACAAAAUGACGAGCCGGGACCCCCCGGCCUGGACUUCCCGGCGGCCCCAAUAAAGCCCGGGCGGAACAGCCUCGUAUGAGGCUAUUCCGCGGCCCAGGGGGUGCCUCCGCCAGGCCCUCCUUCCCCUGCUGUGGUGGUCGCUGAGCAGAGGAGCCGGAGACGCAGGCUGGCGAGGGGAGCCCCUCGAGGUCCGCCUGGGUCCCUUCCACCCCGUCAGACGCGCCCCCUUCUUGCACCCGGUGGGAAGGGAAGGCAUGUCUUCUCCCAGCUCCGUGGACAUGAUUGAAACCCCCCCGGUGCUCAACUUUGAAGAAAUCGACUACAAAGAGAUAGAGGUGGAAGAGGUUGUUGGACGAGGAGCCUUUGGAGUAGUUUGCAAAGCAAAAUGGCGAGGAAAAGAUGUGGCCAUUAAACAAAUAGAAAGUGAAUCUGAACGAAAAGCCUUCAUUGUAGAGCUUCGACAGUUGUCACGUGUGAAUCAUCCUAAUAUCGUCAAGUUAUAUGGAGCUUGUUUAAAUCCAGUAUGUCUCGUAAUGGAAUAUGCUGAAGGAGGUUCUCUCUAUAAUGUCCUACAUGGUGCUGAGCCUCUACCUUAUUAUACUGCUGCACAUGCAAUGAGUUGGUGUUUACAAUGUUCCCAAGGAGUAGCAUACCUUCACAGCAUGAAACCAAAAGCACUCAUUCACAGGGACCUAAAACCACCAAAUUUGCUCUUGGUGGCAGGAGGGACUGUUUUAAAAAUAUGUGAUUUUGGUACAGCUUGUGAUAUUCAGACUCACAUGACCAAUAAUAAGGGCAGUGCUGCUUGGAUGGCACCCGAAGUUUUUGAAGGUAGCAAUUACAGUGAAAAAUGUGAUGUAUUCAGCUGGGGUAUUAUUCUUUGGGAGGUAAUUACUCGCAGAAAACCUUUCGAUGAGAUUGGUGGUCCUGCUUUCCGGAUCAUGUGGGCAGUUCAUAAUGGUACACGGCCACCACUGAUAAAAAAUUUACCCAAACCUAUUGAGAGCUUAAUGACUCGCUGUUGGUCUAAAGAUCCUUCACAGAGACCUUCCAUGGAGGAAAUAGUCAAAAUAAUGACACACUUGAUGCAGUAUUUUCCAGGAGCUGAUGAACCUCUACAGUAUCCCUGUCAGUAUUCUGAUGAAGGCCAAAGCAACUCUGCUACUAGUACAGGUUCGUUUAUGGACAUGACCUCCACAAACACCAGUAACAAAAGUGAUAUCAACAUAGAAGCAAAUGAUUUUCAAGGAACUGCUACAAAUGACACCAUUAAACGUUUGGAAACAAAACUGGCUCAACAGAUGAAAAAUUCAGCGAAGCAGGGAGAAUCGGGCCGUUUGAGUUUACCUCCGUCUCGUGGUAGUAGUGUGGAGAGCUUGUCAGAUGUUCGUGGGCGACCACAGUCAACUCAUGUUUCAGGAGAAGGCAAGCGAAUGAGUGCUGACAUGUCAGAAAUUGAAGCAAGAAUUGCUGCUUCUGCAGGUAAAGCCUUUUCCAAACCUAAACGAGGCCAUCGUAAAACUGCUUCAUUUGGCAACAUUCUGGAUGUCCCAGAGAUCAUCAAACCAGCAGGUAAUGGACAGCAGAGGCGCAGAUCCAUUCAAGAUCUUAGUGUAGCUGGAACCGAUUCCAACCAGGGAAGCAGAAACAGCAGUAGAUCAUCCAGUCCUAGUGUGAGAAUGAUCACUACCUCGGGACCAACCUCGGAAAAGCCUGCUCGUAAUCUACCAUGGACCCCUGAUGAUUCUGCGGAUACCAAUGGGUCUGAUAACUCCAUCCCAAUGGCAUAUCUUACAUUAGAUCAUCAGUUGCAGCCUCUAGCACCAUGUCCAAACUCAAAAGAAUCUAUGGCUGUGUUUGAACAGCACUGUAAAAUGGCCCAAGAAUACAUGAAAGUUCAAACAGAAAUUGCCUUAUUGCUGCAAAGAAAGCAAGAACUAAUAGCAGAACUGGACCAGGAUGAAAAAGACCAGCAAAAUACAUCACGUCUAGUACAAGAGCAUAAAAAGCUUUUAGAUGAAAAUAAAAGUCUCUCCACCUACUACCAGCAAUGCAAAAAACAGUUGGAGGUCAUCCGAAAUCAACAACAGAAACGUCAAGGGACAUCAUGAUUCAUGGGACCCCGGAUUGACAGUGAAGCACAGGAACUUCUUCUUUUUUUUAAAUUAUCCCAUAAUAUGACAACUUCUUUAUUGGUGUGUGCUGAAUGUGUAGAUAUACCUGCUGCUCUUCCAAAACCAAUGCAGUAUGGUUUUCUUUGGGUGAACAUUGAAUUGUUUGAGAAAGUUAAGAGCGGCUACAUGAAUAAUCAACAGCACUAACCAUGAAGCAAAAUAUAAUGAACUCUGGCUGUUUGCAUGCCCCUUGUGUGAUGGCUAUCCUACCAAAACUGAUUAAGUGGCUGCUAUAUUGUAAGAUCUUUAGGUUUUCAUGCAAUAGGAGCAGUAUAGAAUUUUUCUAUUUUUAAAAUGUUUUUGUUCUUCUUUCCUUUUGAACUGUUUGCCAAAUCAGUCAUUUUCCAGGACUCCUGAUUACAUACAUUAAGUUCAAGAGAUAAUGCCGGUGAAACAAUGCAUUAUUCUUUUAAUUGUGUUGUUCUUCAUGUAUUUGGCCCCUCUACAUCGAAGGGAUUUCUUAGGCAUAUCUUUUAACUAUUCUGAUGCAGUGGGAGAGACAUCAAGAGGUAGUCACCUUCAGGCCCUCCUGAUCCUUUUAUAUGAUCCCUUCGUUGAUUUAUCAUCGUGAGCAACCUUCCAGACCUCUAGUUAGCUGUUGAAUAGUAGUUUCAUCAUCUUGUGCUUUAGAGAUCAAGUGAAUUUGCUUGCAAAAUACAAGCAUUUCUGUUCCAUCUUUUGGAAGCAAUAAUUAGAACUUGGUUGAAAAAAUAACUUGUGUUAACAACAUACAUCCUCAUUUUAGUAAGUUCUCCCCUUUACCUUCUUUUUUGUUUGUUUUAUAACAAGGCGCACAACAAAAUGAUGGUUUCAUAUAUGACUCUGCCCCAAGUUUCAAAAAUACUGUGGAAAAUUAUCAUAUGAGUUUUGCAAAUCAAGUCUUUGAAACAAGUCUAAUUAAAAAACCAAAUUUAUCAAAUAAUUAAAAAUAUACCUAUCAA
Messenger RNA from Crotalus tigris (Tiger rattlesnake), 4758 nucleotides. RefSeq names its product mitogen-activated protein kinase kinase kinase 7 (gene MAP3K7). The transcript has 17 exons. Bases 1898 to 3754 code for a protein of 618 amino acids. Lineage: Eukaryota; Metazoa; Chordata; Lepidosauria; Squamata; Viperidae. Gene Ontology annotation, biological process: positive regulation of canonical NF-kappaB signal transduction; protein phosphorylation; JNK cascade. Gene Ontology annotation, molecular function: ATP binding; MAP kinase kinase kinase activity; magnesium ion binding. The record is from RefSeq and is a predicted model, not a curated record.